Messenger RNA from Setaria italica (foxtail millet), 2991 nucleotides. RefSeq lists its product as uncharacterized. Lineage: Eukaryota; Viridiplantae; Streptophyta; Magnoliopsida; Poales; Poaceae. The record is from RefSeq and is a predicted model, not a curated record. Gene Ontology annotation, biological process: mRNA processing. Gene Ontology annotation, cellular component: exon-exon junction complex. Gene Ontology annotation, molecular function: mRNA binding. Bases 160 to 2235 code for a protein of 691 amino acids. The transcript has 9 exons.
GGCAAAUCAGCACGGAGUAUUUCUCGGCGGAGGCGGCCACUCUCACCGUACAGUCGGGAGCUCGGGAACCCUCGGACCUUCUAGAUUCCCUCAAACCCUAGCCUAAACCCUAGCAUUUCUCGCCCAAUUGGCUAAACCCCACCCAUCCCAUUCCCACCCAUGGCGGAGGCGGAGAAGGCGGGCGGGGAGGCGGAAGCGGAGUACGAGAGCGACCUCGAUGACGCGCCCCUCCCCGCGGCGAGGCGUCGCGCGGCGGCGAGCGACGAUGAGGAGGAGGACGAGGACGAGGGCGGCGGCGGGAGCGGUUCGCCGCCGCCGCCGUCAACGGUGUUCGACUCCGAGUCCGACCCCGACAGGCAGGGCGCGGCGGAGUUGUACGACGACGGCGACGAGGGGAUUUACGGCACCGAGGAGGAGGAAUGCGGGGACGUGUUCGAGGAGCGCGAGGCGGGAGGUGUUGGCGGCGGAGGCGGAGGAGAGGUCGAAUUGGUGGCCGGUGAGGUGGAUGUGGCGCCGGAGGACGAAGGAAAGUACGAGGAGGAGGGAUUGGCGGUGGAAGGAGAGGAGGAGGAAUCGGCGGUGGAAGGAGAAGAGGAGGAAAUGAAGGAGGAGGAGGAUGCAGCCUACGCCGUGCCGACGGCAGGCGCCUUCUACCAGCACGACACUCGCUUCCGGGGCCAGGAAGACGGCAUCCGCGGGCACCAAAGGCAAAUUUUUGGUGGCCAAAAGAUAUGGAAUCCUAAAGAGGAGGCGGCAUGGGUGCAUGAUCGGUUUAAUGAGAUAAAUCUCCAUGAUAAUACCAAGAGUGAGUAUCUUGACAGUGUGGGUAUCAUGCAGAGUGUUGACAAUGGUUAUUUUGAAGGAACCAGAUCCUACAGUGAUACCAAGAGCUUUGACAAUGUUCAGACACAACCUCAUUCAUAUUGUGGCAAUGUUAAAGGCUACAGUGAAAAGCAAAACGUGUACAGAGAAAAAGGAUCCAGAACCUACCAAUCUCAUCAGACGACUAGCAAAUCAUAUUCCAGAUCAGAGAAUGCAGAGGUUUCAUCAAAUGCAGAUAUGAGACAGCACUCCUCUCAGACUCUAAGUUUGCAGCAUGAAAAAACCCUUCCUUGUAAUCAAACCUUUAGAUCAAACACAAGUUCAGCUCCACCACCCUUCUACUCUUCUAGAUCAUCCCAUCAAGAAUUCCCUUUUUUUCAAAGAGAGAAAGCACGGCGCAUAACAUUCAAUAAACUCUUCUCAUCAGCUGUCCAUAAAGCAAGUUUGCAGCAUGAACAAACCCUUCCUUGCAAUCAAUCCUUUAUUCAAAGAGAGAAAGCACGACGUGUAACAUUCAAUAAAUUGUUCUCGUCAGCUGUGCAUAAGGCACAUAAUUCUCUGACACCACAGUCCCAUCCCGUUUUCAGAAGGAAGGCCUUUGUUCCAUCUGCAUCUCCUGAGCAUGGAACCGCUGUUGAUUCUCACCGCAUAGUUCCUAUCGACACCAUGCCAUGCUCUGCUUUGCAUCCUAUAUCAACAUCACAUAAAUAUAGCAAAAAUUCAGAAUUCUGGGAUCAAGUUAGAGAUGUAAACGUUGCUGAGACUACCAGACCUUGUACUGAACCCCAGAUUGCAGUUUGUCAGCAAAGGUCAGUUCAACCACCAAUUGUACCCACACCAAGGGCAUCUGCUCAGAUAUUUGUUCAGAAAGAUACCAGUACCAGCAAAAUUCAAUCUCAUCCACAAACAACACUGAUAAGUUCAUCUGAUGAUGGCGAGGCCACCGCACCCCCUGAAACAAGCAGUUCUGUAGUGCUAUCGGAAGUAACAGUGCAAGAUGAUAUGAAGGGAGCAGAGAGGACCUGUUUUUUCGAUGGUGGCAGCCUUUUUGUUGGUGAUAUGGAAGCAAGAAGCUCUACCCAAUAUGAACCAGGUUCCACUAGCACUCCAACAAAAUUGCCAGUUAUGCUGUUCAGUGGCUUGCAUCCUAUGGGGCCUGGUUUCCCCUCUGUUUCUAUGAUUCUGCCGGGAUUUGUGGGUCAACAACGUGAUGGCGAUUCGGAAAUGGGACCAAUGACCUGGUUGCCAAUAUUGACUGGUGCUACUGGGGUUCAGGAAGGAACAAGCUGUCCACCUAAUUUUGGCAGUAAUUGUCUCAAACUUGCAUCUUCAUUAGCAUCGCCAAGAGACCAUGGUGCAACUAAUGAUCCUAUUUCAUUGACUUCCCAAGAAAUACCAUAUCCAACCAACUAAUGUGUUUUUUUCUGUUUUCUUUUCUUUUGUGUUCAACUGGCUAUUCUUCUGAUAUUAGUCAUGAACCUGUUCAUCAUCGUAACAGAAGUCGCAGAUACUCGGAGAUGAGCUUUGCCUUGUGAAAAGUUGACAGUUGAAGUGGAUUCACUAAACCAGCUUUGAGUCUGUAGAAUUUGCAUGAUCUAUUGCCAUUUUGCUGGACAGCUCAGAUCUUUCUCAAGACCAACUCCCCGGAUUCUUAUAGAACUACAGAUUUUUCUCUUUUGUUUUCUUCACCUAGCAGGUUUGACUAACUGCUGUGGUCAUCUGCAUGAAUUGGACCAUUCUAUGGGGUUGCAGUAUCCCACUCUUAGGUCUCUCAUCAUGAGAAGAACCUGAGGUGGCGGUUACUGACGCUAACUCUUGUUCAGCUCUGCCUCUGAUUUCGUCUUCUGCAGUAGCUUCCUGCUGGGUUGCUCGCCUUUUGAAGAAAAUGUGCUAUGCACGCAUUUCACUAAGAACUUGGUUUCAUGCUUCUGGUAGCUAGAAACUCGCAGUAGCCAGUCAGGCACGCAGGAUAGACUGCUAUUCAGUAUGGUUCUCUGUUCAGUUACGGCUUGCGAACUGCUGGAACAGCAGGGAAGUUGCUCAGGUGAGCCUGGUGUCAAAUUCAUGCGACUUGCUGCCCCUGCAAAGAGGGGAGACCUAUUGUACUGCUCGGUUUACUUAUAUGUAUGCUUGACAUGAAUGAAGAAACCACUAUUCGAGUCCCGUGAA